GUAAGUAACGCUCAUCUGUAUCACCGGAUUGGUUAGUAACGCUCAUCUGUAUCGGCCUAAUUUGUUGGCGCUAAUAUAGUAACCGAAGGUAACCGAAUGCAUCUUAUGUCUGCAUCUCUGUGUACCUCACUGAGUUUAACUGAUGAUCACAAACCUAAUUAAUGGAUUUAUUUAUUUGUUCUUGUGUUUCUCAUUUACACCUAGAAAUCUGAAUAUGACCAUGCGGUGUGGAGCAUGAGAAAUAUACUCAUUUGAAUUACAUAUUAUGCAGUUUGUAUUAGGUUUGAGAAGUAUGCUUCCUUACUUUUAGAAGUGUAAAGUCCAGCCUUUUCAAAACAGUGCAGAUAGCUGUUUAUAAAGAGCUCUGACUUCUUAUUUCCCAAAAGUAUUAAUUUUUUCAAAAGUAUGACCAUCUCAUGUAGGACUCACGAGAGACGAUCUUACAGUAGACCUACUUGUUCUCCAUUAGCAGUUUGGUUUGUCUAGUGUUUCGUGCAGUUUGUGUACUGAAAUUCAAAAGACUAUUAAUAAUUAGGAAUUCUUGUGUUUAGACUCCCGUGGAUGGCGGAUGAAGAAGGCAAAGAAAAUGCUCCCAAAGAGUGGGAGGUCGUGUCACUCACUGCAUCAGCAUAUGCUGCUGCCCCUGGACCCGAAGAGCCCGACCCGACCCAAGAAAGCCCGGAUAAUUUAGGCUCAAAGCCCGAGGCUGAAUCUUCGAGCCCCUUGUUCAUGUCCAGACACUUUGUCUUUCCUCCUAGCCAGCACGAAAAUUUGCCCCUCGAACCCGAAUUAAUUGUUCCUCAGUUGGAUAGAGAAGGAGAUGUUGAAUCGGAAGUGAUGGACGAUGAAGAUCCCCAUUUUUAUGAUAAAGAUGUGACCUUUGAGAAUGCACAGAGCAUUUACAGCUAUGAGGAGGGGCUUAGUAACGUGGAGAGUGAGGGGACUGGUGAUUUGGACAAUUCUCCCGAUAGUGCCUUGGGUUCGGGCCCGCAAGAUAUAAUACAGAAGCCCGUGGAGGAAGAUGAACAUGAUGAUGAGGGCAUUCCUUCCAUAGCUUGGUGGAAAAGAAGGGCUGUUUCUAUGUAUGCCCAUGUGAAAGAAGCGAAUACGUUUUGGUCGGUUUUUAUUGCGGCAGCUAUCAUGGGGCUCGUCGUUAUCGGUCACAGGUGGCAGCAGGAGAGUUGGAAGGUUUUGCACUUCAAGCGGCAGUUUGGUAUUAAUGAUGAGAGAGAGCAUGAGGUUGGGCAGGAUGCUGGGCCCCAUAACUCGAUUCAAAGAUGUGAUUGUGGGUGGCCACAGACGAGGCUCGCUCGUCCGAGGAAGCACGUCGACCGAACACUAGAGAUGAUGACGACAAGUUAAUUGUAUUUCGAGCGAAACUAUAUGUAUGUACUUUCACUUGGAUUGAAUAUCCUCACAGUGUGCUUCUACACAGCAAUAUACAUUAUAUUGUGUAAUGAUUUGGCGUCGUGAGGUGCAGAACUUGGAAUAUUGUUUGCGCGGAUAUUUGGAACGUUUUCAUAUGCAUGUGACAACAUCUUUACAUACGAAAUACGAAAUUCUGCGCGAAUCGUGUUUUUUUUUUUUUCUUUUCCUC
Striga asiatica is the source of this 1597-nucleotide messenger RNA. The record is from the annotation of a GenBank genome assembly. Lineage: Eukaryota; Viridiplantae; Streptophyta; Magnoliopsida; Lamiales; Orobanchaceae.